Centruroides sculpturatus (bark scorpion) is the source of this 2316-nucleotide messenger RNA. RefSeq names its product galactose-3-O-sulfotransferase 4-like. The coding region runs from base 804 to 2003 and encodes 399 amino acids. Lineage: Eukaryota; Metazoa; Arthropoda; Arachnida; Scorpiones; Buthidae. Gene Ontology annotation, molecular function: galactosylceramide sulfotransferase activity. The transcript is spliced from 9 exons. Gene Ontology annotation, biological process: glycolipid biosynthetic process. Gene Ontology annotation, cellular component: membrane. The record is from RefSeq and is a predicted model, not a curated record.
AACUAAAUUCAAUAACAUAAUUUCUUCCUGUUUCAUUUGAAGAAACGUAAAAAAUAAUUGAAUGAGAAAUAAUCAAUACUUAAAAGAUGCCCUCCUAAGAACUGAUAAUUAAAAGGUCUUUUUUAAUGCUUGUUAGAACAUGUUUCUAGAGCUGCUGCAUACCUUGAAGACCUGUAAAUAGAACUAACGAAGGGGGAGACUGGAGGUGUGAAAGAAAGGACAGAUUGGAUUUUGAAAAUCUUGAUAAAGAAGACAAACUGAUAACUUAUUGAUUUGGAAGUAAUUGAACCUGAUAAAUUUGUACUGUAACUAACUAAGCCUGUGCCUGAUACAAGUCUACACUUUCUUUAUUAAUUUAACACGAGGAAUUUUAUAGGUUAAUUUUAUGGAAAAGAUAAUUAGAACGUAGAAUGGGAAUUACGUCCAAGCCAAUAAUGGGAGGAGAAACAGAAUUCAAUCGUCCUUGAAUAGGGUCAAAAUGAAAGGAAGUUCCCGUUUACAGCUUUCAUUUUUGAAAUUUACAAAGGAAAGGUUGUGGUUUCGACGAUAAAAUUCUCCCUCGACAGAUGUCUCCAGUCGAUAUCUACCGUGCACAUGCGCUUUGAAUUGGUUGUGUAGUAAAUGAGGAAAGACAGGGUAGUCAGUAAGCACGUGCGAGACUGGACUGGAUCAGAGGCGUAUAAAUGUAUCUAAGACCAUGAAGUGUCCGUUCACAUCCGUUCUGGAGUGAAUGCAUCGAACAAGUAAAUCUAUUAUUCUGGAAUCAUGUAAUUGAAUUUGAUCAAUAAGGGAAGAAUGCGGAGAUGACUUUCAAUUUUGCGUUUAGAAUGUGGGUUAAAACUUUUCAUCAUUGUUAUCGCAAACCCACUGUUUUAGUUCCUCUGUGCCUUAUCACUGCCUUAGGAUUAGUUUUCAAUUCUAAAAUGAUAUCUUUAGUUAUUCCACCAAAUCUCCAAAAUUUAAGAAAACCCGAAAUAGAAACAAUGAAGUGCAUACCGAAAACGAAUGUGGUUUUCAUGAAAACUCAUAAAUGUGCCAGUUCAACUAUACAGAACAUAUUCAUGAGAUACGGAGACCUACACAAUUUAACUUUCGUCCUUCCGGCUAGUAGAAACUAUUUAGGACAUCCCGCUCCGUUUAAGAGGACUAUGGUCCCGGAUCCAUCCAGGUAUCACGUGACUUACAACAUCCUGACUCAUCAUUCCAGAUUUAAUUAUAAAGAAAUGAAAUUACUAAUGCCAAACGACACCGUAUUCGUCACCAUAGUAAGAGAUCCCGUCGACUUAUACGAGUCCCUUUAUUCCUACUACAAUUUAAACAAUGUUUACAAGAAAACAUUAUUAGAAGCCAUAGACAAAUUGAGCCACAGUAUAUUAAACAGGCGAGUUUACGGUCGAGUGGGAGCCAAUCAGAUGCUCUUCGAUUUGGGGUUCGAGUCCCACAGAAACAUCAACAGCACUCACGUUAAAUCCUACGUUAAAAGCCUGGAUGCAAUCUUCGAUUUGGUGAUGGUAGCCGAAAGAAUGGACGAAUCUCUAGUGCUGUUACGUCACCUGUUAUGCUGGGAUCUGGACGACGUAGUGGCAUUUAAAGUAAACGCACGAAGCAAAAAAUCGAGCAAUAUAACGGACGAAGUACGCGACAAAUUGAGGAAAUUAAACUGGAAAGAUCAACUAUUAUACAACUACUUUCUCCAACGUUUCGAGGAAAGAGUUGCGAAAUUCGGUGCGUCGUCGCUAGCGGAAGAAGUGGCGCUACUGAACGAAAAGAGAUCUUCCUGGUAUAAUCAUUGCGUCAAACGUAGUAAACGCGCCAAUAUCAUCACUUACGAACAAAAACGAGAUUCGAACUCGACGUGUGCUGCAUUGACACGAUCGGAACUAAACUACACAGAUUACCUCCGUAAGAGGCAGAAAUACAUGUUCCCUAUUCUGAAACAGGGACCACAUAGGAAGGGGUUAAAGAUUCGUAGGAGGACGCCUUUCAAAAGGGGUAUAGGAUAAGAUAGCGUGUAUCUGUGAUAAGUUUGUUUAAAAGCUCAAAAACAGAAGAACAUUUCCUCCGUCCCUCCAAGUGCACUUCUUGUCUGACGAACGCGGUUGUGAGUUUUUCAAGUUAAAGAGUGCCUUUUUAUAUCAUCUCAAGCAAUUCUUCCUUUCAUUUUCAAACACUAGCCAUUUCUUUAUGUAAACAUGUUGCGGAAAUAUAAACAAAAACUGGUAAUUUGUAUAUAUUUACCCAUUGUACAUAUAUUUACAGCAUAUAUAUAUAUAUAUAUACACACACACGACUUUGUUCUUAUUUAUUAUGUAAAUA